AUGGCAGCUAUCAAGAGAAAAGAGCUCGAAUUGGAGGCCGAGCUUGUAAAGAAGAAACUCGUUUUGGACGUGUCCGCCAUUCAAGACGACGAGAAAGCGUGCAAGGCGAACAACCCGAAUGAACGAGUGGCUUCCUUUAAAGCCGCCAUGCAAGACACUACUAAAUUUUACAACGUGUCUGCCGCUGAGAAUAUUCAUCGAAUAAUAAGCGCGCUUAAAGGAGAGGCUCUUGAUGUCGUGGCCGCACUUUUGCAAACGGCCACAGACACGAUCACUUUUAUGAACACAUUGGAACAGUGCUUCGACGGCCAGAAUACUCAUCGGCGCAUAACAUGCAAAGCCAAGCUGUGCGGUGUGGAACAGUGUCGUCGUCCGCAUCACUCAUCGCUGCAUCAAGCGGAAAAGAAACCGGAAAACACAGAGGUACGUGACAAGGAACAAGUAUUGUCAGUGACGCCGAAAACGAACGUCGGCGCACGCACCGUGCUUCUGAAGAUGUGCCCGGUCGUAGUCGCCGGUCCACGGGGGGAGGUGAGAACGCACGCUCUCCUCGACGAAGGUGCCACGGUGACAUUGAUGGAUGAAGAUCUCGCCGAGAAGAUAGGUGCAGACGGCCCUACACAAGCACUGCACCUAAGCGGCGUUAACAUGGCUCAAAAGGAAAAAGCCAGCAAGUUGGUGACGGUGCGAAUUAGAGGUGUGACAGAAGACGAGCCACACUCAAUACGAGCAAGAACAAUAAAGCACCUGAAACUGCACCAACAGACCAUUCCGGCAGCUAUGAAGUUGAAGCAUUUAAGGGACCUGCCGGAAGAAUUGUGCUAUGAACGAGCGCGCCCAGGCAUCUUAUUGGGCGCGGAUCAUUGGGAGCACAUUGUGUCGCGAGAACUGCGAGUUGGCGGCCGCAACGAACCGGCUGCAUCAAGGACGCUACUCGGCUGGGUGGUGCACGGUACGUUACCACGUAGCGUCAUAACAAAGAAAGAAAACGUGCUUCAUAUAUACGAGCGGGAGCACGACGGACUGCAUAACCUCGUGGAAGAUCACUUCAAAAUAGAAGCGCUCGGCGUCACACCAGAACCGAGAGUGAGUGACGCAGAUCGACGAGCCAUCGCCACAUUGAAGACGUCUAUAAGGAAGAUAGACUGCGGGUACGAAGUCGGCUUGCCGUGGCGACAAGACAACACCGCCAUGCCGCCGAGCUACAACGCGGCACUUCGACGCCUGCGACAAAUCGAGCACAAGAUGGACGCCUCGCCUGAAUUUGCCCGCGAAUAUACUGCACAGGUGAAUAACCUUAUAGAAAAAGGAUACGCAGUGAGGUGCGACGGGUCAGAAUCAUCGAGCCCCGUCUGUUGGUACCUCCCUCACUUCGCGGUGCAGAACCCGAACAAGCCUGGCAAGCAGAGGUUGGUGUUCGACGCAGCGGCGACAAGUCACGGGGUGAGUCUGAACGACCACUUACUGGAAGGCCCUGACAUGUUGAUGUCUCUGCCCGGAAUAAUGUUUCCGUUCCGGGAGAGCGCUGUAGCAGUCACAGCGGACAUACAAGAAAUGUUCCUGCGAAUCAAGAUCCGUGCCGAAGAUCAGUCAGCGCAGCAAUUUCUGUGGCGCGGUAACGACCGAACCAACCCGCCGCAGCGAUUUAAGAUGACCAGCAUGAUCUUCGGUGCAGCGAGUUCACCAUUCAUGGCGCACUUCGUAAGGAAUCACAACGCCAACGUGCAUGCGCAGCUGUAUCCCAGAGCAGCGGAGGCCAUCACCAAAUAUCACUAUAUGGACGACUUGGUGGCCAGCUACGAUACACCCGGAGAAGCGCACGAAGCCAUAGAGGAAAUGAAGACGGUGCACGCGGCGGCGGGAUUCACUCUGCGCGGUUGGAACUCGAACGACGAGGUAGCUUCGCGACGUGCCCCCAGAGUUGCGCUCGAAUCAGCCCACGCAACUGGGGGAGAACAUCAACACAGCAAGAUAUUGGGACUGCGGUGGGACCCGGAGCGAGACGAGCUGGGAUUCAACACAGCAAUGAGCCGAGUCCCGAAAGAAGUAAAACGCAAGUGCGCACGCCCACCAAGAGAAGCCCUCAGUACAGUCAUGUCGAUCUACGAUCCACUGGGACUUCUCAGCGUGUACACCAUUCGCGCCAAGAUCAUCCUUCAGAACUUAUGGCGCUUAAAGAUGUCGUGGGAAGAACGGGUGCCAGAGGAAGACGGCAAGCUGUUCGCGACGUGGUUGUCGCAACUGUCGGCGAUCGGCCAGUUGCGCAUUCCCCGACAUUAUGGACCGACGAGCCACGAGCGACGCAUCGAGCUCCACGUUAUGUGCGACGCCAGCGAGCAGGCCUACGCAGCGGUGGCGUAUUGGCGGAUGGUCGGCCAAGAGAACGUUACACUCUCUUUGGUGGCCGCCAAGGCGAAGGUGGCACCGCGACGGACGCAAACGAUACCCCGCCUCGAGCUGCAAGCGGCGGUAAUCGGGCUCAUCCACUGGAUCCGGAACGACGAGCGACGGUACACACCCUUCGUCGCGCAUCGUCUGCGGGAGAUCGCCGAGCUCACCGACAAAAGUGAGUGGCGAUGGCUACCCACGACGCACAACGUCGCCGAUGAAGCCACUCGACUUCGGAGCGACGCCGUGAGUGAAGACAGCCGGUGGUUCCGGGGACCUGAUUUCCUCCUCGAGCCCGAACAAUCAUGGCCCACGAGACGGAAGUCAGGACGACGAAGCAGAGGUCCUGCACAUCACAGAGAGCCCGGAAAGGAACGCUGGCUGCCCGACCCGACCCGCUUCUCCAAGUAUGAAACAUUGGUGCGAGCCACGGCGAGAGUCUUGGCGUUCGCGGACAUCGCGCGACGCAAGACACCACACCUGGAAGUGGGACACUUGAAGCGGGCGGAGCUGAUAUUAAUGCAACAGGCGCAAAGGGAGAGCUUCGGGGAAGAGCUGCAACGAUUGAAGUCUUCCCAGCCGGUACAAAGGACGAGUCGGCUAUUCAAGCUGGACCCGGUGUUAGAAGAUGGCGUGCUGCGAGUCCGGGGACGCAUCGGAGCAGCCACAGUCCCGGAUGACGCCAAACGACCGGUCAUCUUGGACGGCCGACACCCCGUCACGAAGCUCAUCGUGCUGCAAGAACACUGUGCCGCAGGUCACGCAAAUAGGGAGCGCGUGACCAACGACCUGCGGCAAAAAUAUUGGAUAAUACACCUGAGGCCCACCGUGCGCACCGUGGAACGAGACUGCGCACUGUGUAAGGUGCGACGCACGAAGCCGCAGCCACCGGCCACGGGAGAUCUACCCCGUGCCCGCCCGUUGGACCCGUAUCAUCGGUCCUUCUCCAACUGCGGAGUGGACUACUUCGGGCCGAUGAUAGUGAAGAUCGGACGCCGGCGAGAAGCGUUGGGGCGCGCUGUUCACCUGUCUAACGACACGCGCCAUACAUCUGGAGCUCGCCGCAUCCCUGUCAACGGAUUCGGCCAUCAUGGCGUUGCGCAGGAUGGCAGCAAGAAGAGGGCCGAAAAUAAUGUAUUCCGACAACGCCACAAACUUCAGGGGAGCGGAUGA
This is a messenger RNA of Manduca sexta (tobacco hornworm), 3561 nucleotides long. RefSeq lists its product as uncharacterized. The record is from RefSeq and is a predicted model, not a curated record. Bases 1 to 3561 code for a protein of 1186 amino acids. Lineage: Eukaryota; Metazoa; Arthropoda; Insecta; Lepidoptera; Sphingidae. The transcript has 4 exons.